Molecule: messenger RNA, 933 nt
Organism: Leptidea sinapis
Lineage: Eukaryota; Metazoa; Arthropoda; Insecta; Lepidoptera; Pieridae
Gene: EMC7
Product: ER membrane protein complex subunit 7
Exons: 1
Coding region: 144-815 (223 amino acids)
Cellular component (GO): EMC complex
Molecular function (GO): carbohydrate binding
Source: RefSeq, a predicted model, not a curated record
GUGUCAACAGUCAACUGAGAGAGAAGUAAGAAUUAAAUUUACAUUCCUGAUUCAAUGAUUCUCCAUUUCAAUAUAAAAAUAUAAUGUUCUAAUUUAAAACAUAUCUAAAUUCAAGACAUAACUAAUUAUUAAAUAAUAGUACGAUGUGCUAUAAAUUAUAUUGGGCUAUAGCAUUUUGGUGCUUAUGUCAAAAUAUUUGGUGUGCAGCAAAUUCUUUAGAUGAAGAAAUUGAUCUUGGUCGACAUGUUAUUGAAGGAAGGGUCUUUCCUCCAGACGACGAGAUGACGAACAAUUGGCAAGUGGAUACGAGGAUUCACGUCAAUGGCGGUGAACACAUUGGAUUCAUAAAAAGUGAUGGUACAUUUACUGUGCAGAAUGUACCAUCAGGGUCAUUUGUUGUUGAAGUUCUUAAUCCUGAUUACAUGUAUGAGCCAGUAAGGGUUGAAAUCAAUUCUAAAGGAAAAUUCCGAGCACGCAAAGUUAACUACAUCCAGACUUCUCAGGUUAUCCAAGUGCCUUACCCAUUAAAAAUGAAACCCAUGUACAAGCUUAGAUAUUUCCAAGUUCGUGAACAAUGGCGGGUUACUGACCUAUUAUUCAACCCCAUGGUGGUUAUGAUGGUAUUACCACUCCUAUUGAUUAUGGUUUUACCAAAAAUGAUGAGUGAUCCUGAGACAAAAGAAGAUUUAAAGCAAAUUAGCAAUAUGACUAAAAUGACAGAACUCCCUGAGAUGUCAGAAAUGAUAACUUCGUUAUUUAAUGGUGGUUCAAAAGCAUCAACCUCUAAGACUAAACAAGUCAAGAAGAGACAAUAAAGUACUAUUAAAGUAUUAGUGUGAAUUUUGUUAUAUUGUAUAGGAAUAAUGAUAAAUAAAUUUUGUUGUUGUUCAUUUGAUGUAAUAAUGUAUUUGGAAUAUAACAUGUAUUAAUUUA